CAUGCUUCUCUUCGCCUUCAUGACGCUUUGCUACGUUCGGCUCAAGAGACGGAGUCAGCUCAACAAUAGACACGUCGGGCUGGAGGCUGGUGGACAGGUACAUUGUGUGGAUAGCGGUGGAGGCUUAAUGUGAAUUGGUUUAACGGAGUCCAGCUGCAUUGGAAUAAGUAGUCUGUCUACCUGUCAUGGAUUAGUUGUCUACCUGUCAUGGAAUAGUAGUCUACCCGUCAUGGAUUAGUUGUCUACCUGUCAUGGAAUAGUAGUCUACCCGUCAUGGAUUAGUAGUCUACCUGUCAUGGAUUAGUUGUCUACCUGUCAUGGAUUAGUGGCCUACCUGUCAUGGAAUAGUAGUCUACCCGUCAUGGAUUAGUAGUCUACCUGUCAUGGAUUAGUAGUCUACCCAUCAUGGAUUAGUAGUCUACCUGUCAUGGAUUAGUAGUCUACCUGUCAUGGAUUAGUGGCCUACCUGUCAUGGAUUAGUUGUCUACCUUUCAUGCAUUAGUAGUAUACCUGUCAUGCAUUAGUUGUCUACCUGUCAUGGAUUAGUAGCAUACCUGUCAUGGAUUAGUAGUCUACCUGUCAUGGAUUAGUAGUCUACCUGUCAUGGAUUAGUGGCCUACCUGUCAUGGAUAGUUGUCUUCCUGUCAUGGAUUAGUAGCCUACCUGUCAUGGAUUAGUUGUCUAAUUGUCAUGGAUUAGUAGUCUACCUGUCAUGGAUUAGUAAUCUACAUAUCAUGGGUUAUUCAUUUGCUGCCUCUUGGAUACUACUUCUCAGCUAAGUGUUAUUUUUUAUCUUUUUAUUUUACUCUGUUUUUUCUGCAUGUUUGCUAACGAAGACUUCCGGCCGACACGUUCAUUGUUUUACUAAUUUCCCAUUGUGCUAACCUGAUUGCAGUCUCUCCCUUUAUUACCCUGUCAUGGAUUAGUAUUCUACACCACUUUCACCGAGUGCUUUAGUAACAUAUUUACUAAAGAACCUUGAGGCCAUGGUUUAAAAUAGAAUAACUACCGACCAGACACACAUCAAUGGCAGUCACCUUUUCCUUCCCGUGUCCACCAUUUCUGUCACCCCAGUAUGUAAAUAGACCUUAAAGAAAGAGAUUUAAACAAAAAAUGCUAAGCUGUCUGGUUAAACAAAACUCUCUCUCUAUCUCUCUCUCCCCCUUUCUUUCUCUCUCUCUCUCUCUCUCUCUCUCUCUCUCUCUGGUCAUCACUGAAUAUUAACACGAGUGAGUCCAUAUCAUGAGUGAUUAGGGAUUCUCAAAUUGUUUAAAGAUUUAACAGAUGCGUCGAAAACAGGGUGAGACCCCCUUCUACCCUUACAAAAAAAGAGAGGUUUGGGUAGCGCGUGAUAUAAUGACAGCGGAUAUAUUAAGGAAAUAUGUUGAUACCAUCUGACAGAAAAUAUAUUGAGGGCAUAUGUUGACACCAUCUGAUGACAGUGAAUAUAUUGAUGGAAUAUGUUGAUACCAUCUGAUGACAGAGAAUAUAUUGAGGGCAUAUUUUGAUACUAUCUGAUGACAGAGGAUAUAUUGAGGGCAUAUUUUGAUACUAUCUGAUGACAGAGGAUAUAUUGAGGGCAUAUUUUGAUACUAUCUGAUGACAGAGGAUAUAUUGAGGGCAUAUUUUGAUACUAUCUGAUGACAGAGGAUAUAUUGAGGGCAUAUGUUGAUACCAUCUGAUGACAGAGAAUAUAUUGAUGGAAUAUGUUGAUACCAUCUGAUGACAGAGGAUAUAUUGAGGGCAUAUUUUGAUACUAUCUGAUGACAGAGGAUAUAUUGAGGGCAUAUUUUGAUACUAUCUGAUGACAGAGGAUAUAUUGAGGGCAUAUGUUGAUACCAUCUGAUGACAGAGAAUAUAUUGAUGGAAUAUGUUGAUACCAUCUGAUGACAGAGGAUAUAUUGAGGGCAUAUUUUGAUACUAUCUGAUGACAGAGGAUAUAUUGAGGGCAUAUUUUGAUACUAUCUGAUGACAGAGGAUAUAUUGAGGGCAUAUGUUGAUACCAUCUGAUGACAGAGAAUAUAUUGAUGGAAUAUGUUGAUACCAUCUGAUGACAGAGGAUAUAUUGAGGGCAUAUUUUGAUACUAUCUGAUGACAGAGGAUAUAUUGAGGGCAUAUUUUGAUACUAUCUGAUGACAGAGGAUAUAUUGAGGGCAUAUGUUGAUACCAUCUGAUGACAGAGGAUAUAUUGAGGGCAAAUGGUAAUACAGUGUAAUGAAAUAGGAUACAAUGAUGGCAUAUUUUGAUACCAUCUGAUAAAAGAUGAGAUAUGUUGCUACAAUCUAAUUACAGAGGAUAUAUUGAUGGCAUAUGUUGAUACCAUCUAAUGAAAGAUGACAUAUAUUGAUACCAUCUAAUGAAAGAUGACAUAUGUUGAUACCAUCUAAUGAAAGAUGAGAUAUCUUGAUACCAUCUAAUGAAAGAUGACAUAUAUUGAAACCAUCUAAUGAAAGAUGAGAUAUCUUGAUGCCAUCUAAUGAAAAAUGACAUAUCUUGAGACCAUCUAAUGAAAGAUGACAUAUCUUGAGACCAUCUAAUGAAAGAUGACAUAUCUUGAGACCAUCUAAUGAAAGAUGACAUAUCUUGAGACCAUCUAAUGAAAGAUGACAUAUCUUAAGACCAUCUAAUGAAAGAUGACAUAUCUUAAGACCAUAUAAUGAAAGAUGACAUAUCUUGAGAUCAUCUAAUGAAAGAUGACAUAUCUUGAGACCAUCUAAUUAAAGAUGACAUAUCUUGAGACGAUCUAAUGAAAUAUGGCAUAUAUUGAGACGAUAUAAUGAAAGAUGACAUAUCUUGAGACCAUCUAAUGAAAGAUGACAUAUAUUGAUACCAUCUAAUGAAAGAUGACAUAUGUUGAUACCAUCUAAUGAAAGAUGACAUAGUGAUGAAUUUAUUGGUUUCAAAAGUUUAUCUUUACUUGACAUGUACACUGUGGUGUUGCUAGGGUUAGUGGCGCCCAGGGCCUGGCCAAGAAUGUUGCCGCCCCUUUCAACAAAACAUUUCUUCAGUAGGCCAAAAAUGCUGCCCCUCUAUAUAAACAAGAAACACACAAAAAUUCCGCCCGGGGUAGGUCAACCCCCUCUGCAGCCCUUCCUACGCCCCUGCAUGUACAAAUGUGUACACACAUAACAGCUUUAGGUUCCAAAUCCCAGUGUCCCAACUUUUCCUUGCCUCCCUCUCUCCACUCAUAAUAAUAUAUACUAAAUGUUCUAACCAUUUAAAAAAUUAUUUUUUUUUUACAUUUUUGACGCCAUUUUGAUAUUGUUAGUUUUUCAAGUAAAUGAGGGGGGGGGGGGCAAGAAAGGGGCGUCACUUCUACAUUAAGAUACCCAGUGAAGGCUCAUACCCAGUGAAGGCUCACUUGAACUUGACCUUACUUGAAACUGAACUUUGUACCUACCGAUUUCUUCUUUUUCUUUGUCAAUUGGAGAUCCAUAAAAUCUGAUCUACUUUGUCGAACGAGCUCUCACUUACAGCAACGCAGCCAUGAUUUAAAAGGGAGAUAAAUUUAGAGUAGCCAUGAUUUAAAGGGGAGAUAAAUUUAGAGCAGUUUAUAUUGAAGUGGCGAGGAAAAAAAAAGAAAGGGGGGGGGGGCGGAGUAAAUAGGUUCUUAAUUUAUUACUUAUUGUUUGCUGUUUAUCUUUUAUUGAGUGGUAUGAAUCAAGUUAUGUCUGUGAUACGGUGGCGCUCUGUAGUGGAUCACACUUAGAACAUGUCUGACCCAGAACGUUUCUAUCUCAUUCAGUGAAGACUGUGUUAAUCAAGGUUUCCAAAACUUUCUACAAGCUGCACCCGCUACGAAUUGUUUGACUAAGUCUGACACCCGCUAUUAAUUGUUUGACUAAGUCUGACACCCGCUACGAAUUGUUUGACUAAGUCUGACACCCGCUACGAAUUGUUUGACUAAGUCUGACACCCGCUACGAAUUGUUUGACUAAGUCUGACACCCGCUAUGAAUUGUUUGACUAAGUCUGACACCCGCUAUGAAUUGUUUGACUAAGUCUGACACCCGCUAUGAAUUGUUUGACUAAGUCUGACACCCGCUAUGAAUUGUUUGACUAAGUCUGACACCCCCUACGAAUUGUUUGACUAAGUCCCACACCCGUUACAAAAUUAACAUUGCAUUAAAAAUAUACGCUUACUUUUUAAAUUUUAAAUGCAAAUUAUUUAUAUCACAACCUCAAAUUAAAUGGCUCCUGCUUUCUAAUAUGUAUUCUUCAUUGAGUCGCAACCCUGACCUACCCAUAAUGACGUUAGAUAACAUUUCCAUCGACUACCCCCUUUUUUAACAAUCAUAUAAUUACUUGGGACAACGCAAACAUGUGUGAAAUACGGAAAUGGGUGCUUAAUUUAAAAUAAUUCCAAAUGGCGCCCCAAAGCUCCACCAAUGCUCAGUUGUAUUGACGCUAUAUAGAGGUGAUAGUGACGGGUAGUGAAAAACUGAUGCUGAUGUUGAAAGCUUGUAAGUUGUCAGUAAGGGUAGCAAUAACUGUACGAAACCAAUAAGUGUAAGAAAUCAAUUAGCAUCAUACCCCUUACGACCCUUGUCUGUUCAAAAACCCUUCCUACAAGCGUAAGAAUUCAAUACCAAUCAGAUCAAAAAAAACUUUAAGCACGAAAUUUCCAACAACUACAAGUCACUUUUCAGGCUCUCAAGCAAUUAAGUCAUUUAGUAAAAAUAAAUAAUAAUUUGAUGCGAUGCCGAAUUUCAAGGGAUUUAAUUUAAUCCAACCGCUGUUACAAAUGUUUUACCCCUUAACUCCCUUAGGACAGACAACUCCCGCUCUUGAUUUAUUAUUACAUACAUUUCUAGCAAUCUGCCCCCCCCUCCCCCCACCUCCAAUUUUUUCCUCCCCCCCCACCACCCCGAUAAACCCGAAUAAAGUCUGAAAAUUCAAACCUUAACAAAACACAAACACAAACACAAACAGACAAAGGAAAUAGUCAAACCCCCUCCCGCCCCCAAUAAAAUGUCCUAAUUAUCGAAAGCUUUAAAAAUAUAAAUAUUUAAAAAAAAUCUAUUCUUAAAUUUAAAAAGCAGAUUUUUGGGUUUCAAAAUAAAGCAUUAAUGAAAAUAAAUAAUAAACCCCACUUAAAUUGAACAUUUCUCUCUGCCACACACCCAAAAGCGCACAUAACAAACUAUAACAAAAUGAUAAAGUGCCCCCCCCCCCCCUUUACCCCCUUCGCCAUGCAUAAUAUGCUCAAGGUUCCUUAGAAGAAAAAUAACAGGGAAAGAGACAAGAUAUUGGACGUAGAAAAAAAACACAAAAAAAAACACAAAAAAACAACAACACAUAAUUGUAGGAAUUGCCACCAUCCACUCCACCCCAAAGCCACGGCAGCUUUAUCUUGGAGAGUUCAUUCUUCACAGUAAAACACUCACAAACUCAAAGAUCUAUAGAUACUUUGAGAAAAGUGAGCACAGGCGAGUGUGUUAAAAUAGAUAAGUGCUCGAAUGUUUACUUUUUUUUUGGGGGGGGGGGGGAGGGAGGACUUCAUUCGAACACUUGCUGAAAAACAAGAUGGCCGACUUGUCGUGCCAGGCAUGGCAUCAAAUAAAUACGGCACGUUCUUUUCAGUCGUAAAUCUAUUAAUGGUCACGUGAGGGUGCUCUUGACUUCUGGCAUGAUGUGUUUAUGACAUCUUGGCCUACAUAACAUAAGUGUUGACCAUAUUCUUGAACGGUAUAGUAGGCGUACAUAACAUCUUGUCGACCAGUGGUUCUAUAAUUACUUAUAAGAGGGUUUGGCUGACAAAAUGACUACGUAUAAGAGGGUUGGACUGCGACGCAGCUUUUGAUUAGAUUAACAAGACACAAUCAAUUUGUAUCAAUAAGACGGUAUGUAUCAGCUUUAAUUAGUCGAGGAGUUUCUGUCAAAGCCUUCACCAGCACUACAGAAUAACAAAUAAGAUCUUCCAUCUGAUCUUUGGUUUCGGGCAUCCCUUGUGUCCAUUCUUUGUAUUCACCUUUUUUUUUCUCCAUUUAAUUAAUAACUAGCUAAGACACCCGGCGUUUCCCGGGUUUGCAUUCCAAAAAGAAAAAAAAUCACCGACUACAGACUUUUAAAUAACUUUGAAAUUAAAGGCCAUUUGAAAUUACAGGCCAUUUGAAAUUAAAGGCCAUUUGAAAUUAAAGGCCAUUUGAAAUUAAAGGCCAUUUGAAAUUAAAGUCCAUUUGAAAUUAAAGGCCAUUUGAAAUUACAGGCCAUUUGAAAUUAAAGGCCAUUUGAAAUUACAGGCCAUUUGAAAUUACAGGCCAUUUGAAAUUAAAGGCCAUUUGAAAUUAAGGCCAUUUGAAAUUGAAGGCCAUUUGAAAUUACAGGCCAUUUGAAAUUAAAGGCCAUUUGAAAUUAAAGGCCAUUUGAAAUUACAGGCCAUUUGAAAUUAAAGGCCAUUUGAAAUUAAAGGCCAUUUGAAAUUAAAGGCCAUUUGAAAUUAAAGGCCAUUUGAAAUUAAAGGCCAUUUGAAAUUAAAGGCCAUUUGAAAUUAAGGCCAUUUGAAAUUAAAGGCCAUUUGAAAUUACAGGCCAUUUGAAAUUAAAGGCCAUUUGAAAUUAAAGGCCAUUUGAAAUUACAGGCCAUUUGAAAUUAAAGGCCAUUUGAAAUUAAGGUCAUUUGAAAUUUAAGGCCAUUUGAAAUUAAAGGCCAUUUGAAAUUAAAGGCCAUUUGAAAUUAAAGGCCAUUUGAAAUUAAAGGCCAUUUGAAAUUAAAGGCCAUUUGAAAUUAAAGGCCAUUUGAAAUUAAAGGCCAUUUGAAAUUAAAGGCCAUUUGAAAUUUUGUUAAAAACGCUGCUGUAAAAAAAAUGUAAUUAUUUAAUUUGUCUCCCCCCCCCCCACACAUACACCAUAGCAUUUGCCAACUUUUUAUUUCCCGAUCGGAUCCCGUUUCCCGAUGGCAUCCGGUUUCCGGGAAGAUUCCGAUAGGAUUCCGAUCCCGAUGAGUUUCUGAUCCCGGUGGGAUCCCAAUCACGGUUAAAUCACGAUCAUGGUGGCAUCCCAAUCCUCGUGGGUUCCCGUUUUCCGGUGGUUCCCCAUCCCGUCCGUAUCCCGAUCCCGGUGCGAUCCCGAUCUCGAUGAGAUGCAAAUUCCUUCAGUAUCCCGAUCCCGUGGGGUUCCCACCGGGAUCGGAAUCCCACCGGGAUUUGGAUACCGACAGGAUCGAGAACAUACUGUGAUCGGAAUAUCGACGGAAUCGGGAACCAACCGGAAUCGGAAUCCCACCGGGAUGGGGAUCCAAACAGAGUCGGGAUCUAACCGGGAUCGGGAUCCGAACGGGUUCGGGAUCUUUCCGGAUACCGGGAUAUCAUCGGAAUAGCUCUAUCUCAAAACACACAUAUAUUACAAGAUGGACAUUGUUUCAGAGACAGUUUUAAAACUACUGAAAUGAUACAUUGGGCACAUUUCAGAGAUAGGUUAUUAUUUUGAUGACUGUAUCUUUAAAUCCGAUGACAUCACACUUGUUUAAAAAGAGGUUUUAUAGUUUAUUUUGAAACAAAUAAAUAUUUCUUCUGUCAGUUUCGGAAAAUACUGACCAAAGGCGUCGACAUAUUGUGAGCACAUUUACAUAAUUUUACCCAUACCUCAACACUUAAUGAAGAUGGAAAGGUGAAAAUAGGGAAGAAGAUUUUCUUUGAAACUAAGGACAUCGAAAAUUUGGGGAAAUUUUGAAUGAAGACACCAAUCUAUCAAAGACGUUAAUGCUACAGAUAGUUUAAAUGUUACAAAGAUUUGAUUUGAACAGUCGAAAAUGUUUUUAAAAUUGUUAACAAAUAUAUGUUUUCUUAGGAGUUCAUGGGCGCUGGUUAGGCCUCUAGUGUGUAGAAGAUAACCUUUCUCAAAUCCUAUGUUGUUAGAAAUGAAAAUAUCUACACAUAGAUACUAAUUUAAAAAUAAGGAAUUCUGAUUUAGUGUUUCUUAAAUAUGCAUCUCAAGGGCGUUGAAAAUGGUGUGUCUCAAAUGUACUGACACGCCCAUAGACUUACGGACAUGAUGCUGUAACUUCUUGUUACGAAUGUACUAACAAGCCCAUGGACUUAUGGACUUAAUAUAAUAUGUAAUCCAGGCGGGUUUUUUUAAAAAUUCUUUGACCUUAUGUUUAAACGAAGAAAUCACUUUUUCCAUGUUCAGGUGGGCCACCCUCAGACUUCCCUGGAGUCAUCUGGUCAGAAUGGCUUGGGAGUUCCUACCACGAACGUCAACGCAAGUUACAGGUCACAGGAAGGUGGUGGUGGCGGUAGGUGGCUGUAUGGCGUUGUUUUCGUGACCCAUCGAUCGGGAACACGGGGGGNAGCGAUCCAGGGGUUACAUAAGUCUAAAUCCUAAAUCAUUUCACUUCUUGCCAGAGGAACUGACAUCCAAACCACACAAACUCUCUCAGGAACACACUCACACACACAUGCGCGUACUCAUGUGCAGAUUUAAGCAAGUAAUAUAAUAAACAAUAAUUGAAUAUCCUUUGACGCCAAUGUAUAUAUAUCAUUGUCACUAUAUAUAUAUAUAUAUAUAUAUAUAUAUAUAUAUAUAUAUAUAUAUAUAUAUAUAUAUAUAUAUAUAUAUAGCUUGUGUCAUCUUACUAUUUAGAUGUAGAUUUCUAGACCAUAAGCCCUAGAGACGCGAGUUAGUUUUUCUCCCUCUGAUAUUGUUAAAAAUGUCUCCAUUUUGUCAAAGUGGAAAAAUACAAUGAAAAAAGCAACAAAUGGCAUCCAAAUAGUGUUUCUGUACUCCAUUCAUUAAUUGUUAUAUGGAACAUGUGUCUCCAAACUAAGGACCACGGGUCGGAUCGGUCCUCCAUGAGUUGCUCAAAUUAGAACUGGACAUUGCAGUAACUUACCAUGUCUUUGAUUAUACGUCACCCUGUCUUUGAUAGUAUGUCAUCAUUUUUUUAUAGUAAGUCACCAUGUCUUUGAUAGUAGGUCACCAUGUCUUUUAUAUUAGGUCACCAUGUAUUUGAUAGUAAUUCAACUUGUCUUUGAUAGUAGGUCACCAUGUCUUUUAUAGUAGUCACCAUCUAUUUGAUAGUAGAUAACCAUGUCUUUGAUAGUAAGUCAACACGUCUUUGAUAGUAGGUCACCAUGUCUUUUACAGUAGGUCAACUUGUAUUUGAUAGUAAUUCAACUUGUCUUUUAUAGUAGGUCACCAUGUCUUUUAUAUUAGGUCACCAUGUAUUUGAUAGUAAUUCGACUUGUCUUUGAUAGUAGGUCACCCUGUCUUUUAUAGUAGUCACCAUCUAUUUGAUAGUAGAUAACCAUGUCUUUGAUAGUAAGUCAACAUGUCUUUGAUAGUAGGUCACCAUGUCUUUUAUACUAGGUCACCAUGUAUUUGAUAGUAAUUCAACUUGUCUUUGAUAGUAGGUCACCAUGUCUUUUAUAUUAGGUCACCAUGUAUUUGAUAGUAAUUCGACUUGUCUUUGAUAGUAGGUCACCAUGUCUUUUAUAGUAGUCACCAUCUAUUUGAUAGUAGAUAACCAUGUCUUUGAUAGUAAGUCAACACGUCUUUGAUAGUAGGUCACCAUGUCUUUUACAGUAGGUCACCAUGUAUUUGAUAGUAAUUCAACUUGUCUUUGAUAGUAGGUCACCAUGUCUUUUAUAUUAGGUCACCAUGUAUUUGAUAGUAACUCGACUUGUCUUUGAUAGUAGGUCACCAUGUCUUUUAUAGUAGUCACCAUCUAUUUGAUAGUAGAUAACCAUGUCUUUGAUAGUAAGUCAACAUGUCUUUGAUAGUAGGUCACCAAGUCUUUUAUAGUAGGUCACCAUGUAUUUGAUAGUAAGUCAACUUGUCUUUUAUAGUAGUUCACCAUAUCUUUUAUAGUAGGUCACCAUGAAUUUGAUAGUAAGUCAUCUUGUCUUUGAUAGUUGGUCACCAUGCCUUUUAUAGUAGGUCACCAUGUCUUUUUUAGUAGGUCACCAUGUAUUUGAUAGUAAGUCAUCUUGUCUUUGAUAGUAGGUCACCAUGUCUUUUAUAGUAGGUCACCAUGUAUUUGAUAGUAAGUCAACUUGUCUUUGAUAGUAAGUCAACUUGUCUUUGUUAGAAAGUCAACUUGUCUUUGAUAUUAAGUCAACCUGCCUUUGAUGAUAUUUUUUCCGUUCGGCAGUGUCUACAAAUAAUUAGCCAUUUAGCCUUAAAAUGAGAUGCCUUACAAUGAGAUGCCCUACAAUGAGAUGCCUUGCAAUGUGUAGCCUUUCAUUGAGUAGCCUUACAAUGAGAAAUUACAAUUAGUAGCCCUGUAUUGAUUAGUCGUACACUGAGAAGUCUUACAAUGAGUAGCCUUACAAUGAGAAGUCUUACAAUUAGUAGCCUUACAUUGAGAAGUCUUACAAUGAGUAGCCUUACAAUGAGAAAUCUUACAAUGAGUAGCCUGGGGGGGAUUAUGUUAUUUUGUUAGUUUUUUAUUUUAUUUUCACAGGCAAGUGUCCAAAAAAUGCAUUGCACAAUAAACAUUUUUUUUUUCCUCAUGAAUAAAUAAUCCUUAAUUUUAUUAGAUCUUGACUCAUUCAUAAUGUUGGCCUAGAAGAUGUUUUUCAAAUUGAUUUAAUACAACAAGUCGUAAAUGACGUGUAAAUAUUGUAAAUCGUUGAGUCGACAUGAAUAUAGGUUGCAUUGUUUCCGAUCUAGGUUUACAUUAUAAUUCCCGUCUAUAAAGUAAUCUCCCCUGAAACGUGUCACUUAUCGAAUGACGUCAUUUCCCUAUAUUUUAGAUCGCCACGUCAGAUGCCAAGCAAGCACUGUAAACCAGAGCGCCAGUUGUUCCAGCGAUGCCAACUAUGUCAGGGACUUGAAGGACAGCCGGGUGAUCCCAUCCCUGGCCUCGCUCGCCAACACUGCACCAGUCGGCAUCCAGGGAGUCUUGGAUCAAACAGGGGGGCACGUUCAUCGGGGAUACACCAUGGAUUCACCUAAACGUGGGUGACAGGAGCAGGGCAGUGUUAUUGACGGGGUUGUUAUUGUUAUUGACGGGGUUGUUAUUGUUAUUGACGGGGUUGUUAUUGUUAUUGACGGGGUUGUUAUUAUUAUUGACGGGGUUGAUAUUGUUAUUGACGGGGUUGAUAUUGUUAUUGACGGGUUGUUAUUGUUAUUGACGGGGUUGUUAUUGUUAUUGACGGGGUUGUUAUUGUUAUUGACUGGGUUGUUAUUGUUAUUGACGGGGUUGUUAUUGUUAUUGACGGGGUUGUUAUUGUUAUUGACGGGGUUGUUAUUGUUAUUGACGGGGUUGUUAUUGUUAUUGACGGGGUUGUUAUUGUUAUUGACGGGGUUGUUAUUGUUAUUGACGGGAUUAUUAAUGUUAUUGACUGGGUUGUUAUUGUUAUUGACGGGGUUGUUAUUGUUAUUGACGGGGUUGUUAUUGUUAUUGACGGGGUUGUUAUUGUUAUUGACGGGGUUGUUAUUGUUAUUGACGGGGUUGUUAUUGUUAUUGAUGGGGUUGUUAUUGUUAUUGACUGGGUACUUAUUGUUAUUGACGGGGUUGUUAUUGUUAUUGACGGGGUUGUUAUUGUUAUUGACUGGGUUGUUAUUGUUAUUGACUGGGUUGUUAUUGUUAUUGACUGGGUUGUUGGUGUUAGUGACAUGGGCACUAUUAUUAUUUAUAAAGGUGUUAUGUUAUUGACAGGUGAUGCUAUUCAGAAAAUUCAAAUAUUUGGGUUACAACCUCUAACGGUCAUUCACAAUAGAUGAUAAGAUAGAAACCAGAGUUUCAAAAGCAAAUAUUGCAAUUGGAAGACACUAUUUGGGGGGCCUCUGACUUCUCAUUGAGCUGAAAGUAGAUGGGACAAUCGUAUGAACAAAUCUGCCACGCGCCAGGGAGCCGUUGACAGUGUACAUAAUGACAACUAAACCUUCUCCAAGCCGUUUACGCAAACUUCUUGGCAUACUGUGGCGGGACAAAUUCCCUGAUACAGAAUUCCUGCACAAAAAAAGGCACGAUCUUACAAGAAAAGACACCCCCGAUGGUCUGGGCAGGUUGUGAAAAUGCCAGCAGCAGACUUCCUAAGCCGCUAAUGUACGGUGAACUUUCAAAAGUGAAACGCUCAGCUGGUGGGCAGAGAGACGUUUUACAAAUUGUCUAAAUGUGUGCCAUAAAAUCGACCUGAAUUCAUGGAAAGUAUUUGAUAUGGAGCACACACACUGGAGAACAAUCUUGAUAAAGUAAACAAACACUCAACGUCAAAAGAAUGCGUACAUCAAGGAACAGCAAACUCGCAUCCAAUCCCUUCGGGACCCAAAACUCCGUGUGGGUCAUACAUGCAGGCAAGCUUUCCGAGCACAAAUAGGACUGGCAAGGCCAUUGCGUACCCAUCGUCGACUCUAAGCCUUGGUCAUCUUUGCAUAAGAAAGUUGAACUACACUGUUAUUGUAGGGAGUUGAAUAGUUAUAGACGGAAUGUUAGUAUUGAUAAGUGGUGUCAUUUUUAUUGACGAGGGUAUUGUUAUGGUCUGGGUAUCAGGUACAAGUAUAAACGAGCGAGUCCGUUCUAAAUUACUGAUAAAAAAUUAAUCAAUUGUUAGAAUGAAACAAAUAAAAACAGUAUUUAUGAUUAUAUAACGGAUUUAUUGAAUUGGUAAUAAGGCAAUAACCUUAUUUUGUAAUUUAUAAAAUCUAGGAUAAUAAAAUGUAACGGCUCCAAACAAAUACGUAUUUCUUUACAGGGAGAGCACGAAGUAAGACAGAUAACAGGUCAAUGUGAGUUGGUUAGAGACUACGUUUUUUAAAGGUUUAAUUAAAUACUCGGGUUUAAGAGGUUGUCUUUUUGUAAACCGGACCAGGGUAUUUUGAGAAAUACUUUUGUGGGACCAUGUGUUACAAAAAAGAGAUAGCUUCUCCUUUUCUAUAAUAUAUGCCGGCCUUUAAACAAUCGACAUACAGACAGUCCUACACCCUACCUGCCGGCCCAUAAACAAUAGACAUACAGACAGUCCUACACCCUACCUGCUGGGCUUUAAACAAUAGCCAUACAGACAGACCUACACCCUACCUGUCGGCCUUUUAACAAUAGCACUGCAGGCAGUCCUACACAAUAUAUUCCAGCCUUUUAACAAUAGCACUACAGGCAGUCCUACACCCUAUAUGCCUACCUUUUAACAAUAGCACUACAGGCAGUCCUACACCCUACCUGCUGGCCUUUAAACGAUAGACAUACAGACAGACCUACACCCUACCUGCCGGCCUUUUAACAAUAGCACUGCAGGCAGUCCUACACCCUAUAUACCGGCCUUUUAACAAUAGCACCACAGGCAGUCCUACACCCUAUUUGUCGGCCUUUUAACAAUAGUCCUACACCCACCCGUGGUUCUUUAUUGAUUAAUAUAAUAGUGUUCUCCACCUCUAUCAAUGUUUUGUACCUGAGUUCACACGUCACGCAUGACAGCCUUUAUGCACUCAGUACUUUUAAUAUAAAACAUGUGGAGUUGGGGGAGAGCUGGUUGUGAAGAUGAAUGAGGACACACGAGAUGCAACUAGAAAUAAAGUACUUAUUUUUAUUCCUGGUAUGAAACCUGGUGGUUGGAGGCAAAGGGUUUUCUUUUAGAAAAAUUAAUAUCAUUAUAUAUGAACCAAAGCUCUGGUUAAUGAAAUACAUGUCUUCAUUUGAGCCCAACAAAAUGUGAUGUCUCUUGCUGAACAUUAAAGCCUAUGUCUGUUCUAGUGUAUUAAUACUCCUUUUCUCAAAGUUCAUGUCCUUAUACAAUAUAAUAUCAUUGUAAUAGUUGAGUAAUAAAUAUUCGCAGUGACUAAACAAAAAAAAAAAAAAAAAAAAAAAAAAAAAACGAUUUUUUUUUCAGAUCUCGAGGGAAAUCCUUAUCUAUCAAGAAAAGUCGAAUAUUUUCGAAAUGGAGCUUUGGGGCCAUUAAAAAACGAAUAAGUACCAUAAAACGACAAGGAAAACAGACCCCUUCAUCAAAUGACCAAUCUCACACACUUAACGCUCGCCAGGGCUCCGCGGUGCAUCUACGCAAUACAGCAGCUCAGACGGGCACCCAACACACAUUUCAUCAAACAAAAUUAAAAGAGGCAAGCCAUAAAGUGCAACAAACAGAUCCCAGAAAUGAAGCAUCAUUUAGAGUUGUUCCAGACAACGAUUCGCACAAGCUACCGCCGGAUAACGCCAGUCCCAAAAGGUUGAACAGUGUCUUGGUGAGCACAAGUUUGCACAAGAGAUCAUUAGCAUACAAUCGGGACAACCAAGAAAAGGGGAUGGGCAGCUUUAACGCCAUCACGCAGAACGGUAACGGGCGGAUUAAAAUCAAGACGGAUUGGUCGGCCUUUCUGACUUCGGUUGAGGAAAAGCUCCAUAAGAAUCCGCAACAGCAGAAGAAAAGCCCAAAGAAAUCCAGCCCCCAACGAAACGCGAGUUGCCAGGUCAUGAAGGAUCCAGCGACUUCCACGCUUAGAAAGAUUAAGAAACGCGGCCCUAUUAGUCAUGGUACAAAAUCCCGCGGCAGAGUUCAGAAAGUCGAGGUGCUGAAGCCUAACCCAAAAACAAGCAUUCAUAAUGCAGAGAUUCCGAAAUUGGUGGAAGCUAUCAAACGAAGCCAGCCUACCGACUUUGGAGGAGAGGUCACCAUGGGAAGUUACACAAUCAAGAAAACGACCGAGCCUGUGUUAAGUUCUCUGACAGGACAUGGCGCUUUCAGUUCCUACGCUAAGGACGGUCAAAAUAUUUUCUCUCCUACCAUAGAUGCCCGGCCUGACCAUCCCAGCGUAGAGCACGGAGAUGUAAGCGACGAGAAAGACUCGAUUCUGAAAGAAUACCGCACGUACACCCGAGACUCCAAACCUAGAAGUCCACUUGACAAUCGCCAGAAAUUGACGCUCACAGAAAAAUUUUCACGUGGCGCAACGGGUUACACUCAAGGUCCAGCUCACGAGAAUAUAGGUCGCCACAACACAAAGUUUUUAAUAGAGCGCGGUCAGACCAGUAGCAAUGAAAUCAACAGUCUCAACGGGAAGUCUUUGGGAAUGGUUUGGAAACAACAACCUGAGAAAAAUAGGGGCACCCACCAUGACAGUUUUCACAAGGAUUUAUGUAAAGUGGACCUUUCAAAAUAUGAAUACUUUACUUUCAAAGAAGUGAAACUACCGUCUCGUGGUGGCGAAUCCAAACCUCUAACUGAAUGUCGGGAAAAGGCACGUGUACAUUAUGGCAAAUACACAAAUGUUGAUAGGCAGCAACCACACCUGAAUGAAAUUUCUAAAGAGCUGUAUCAAGAAAAACUUAACGCCAAGGACAAAGCUGUCCACACACUAGAUUUCCACGGUCCCAUUUUCGGCUCAGCAAAUGAAAGGGUGAAGGUCCCGACUCAACCUCCGAAUGACAACGUCAAGUUUGGCAACAAUCGGGACCAAUUACAAUUCAUCGCGUCUUCAAAUCCGUGUCUGCAAAGGACUUUGGAUGCAACACAAAAUAUUCACAAACCUUCUCCUACAUAUCUGCAUCACAAAACAACAGUGAGAGGUGGAGAUGUUUCAGAAGUUCCAUCACAUCCAGUUACAAGUAACUCAAAGAAGCCACACGACAAUGUGUGUCAUCUCCAGAGAGAGCGCGCCUUGAAAAGAUUAGAGGAAAAUGUUACAAAAAUGACUCCAAGUAAAUCUCAGAAUCUUCAAUUUAUUUGCGUGCCACAUGAAAAGAUCAAUAACACAGCCGAGGUUUUAUCAAAUCAAGAACAUGGCACAUUUGAAUACAAACCAUUAUGUAAACAUGCUGUGGAAAAUAGAUCAGGCAAAAAGCAUGUUACACAAGACCGAAGAGUUGAAACUUUAAACAGUGAUCGUCAUAGCGAGUUUUCUCAGAAUAAACCGAUCGCCUUUACUGGCCUGGAAAAUCCUGAACAAAAAAAUAAUAAAUCAAAAAGAGGAGACAACACCGUCUCAUCUAGCUUUACUAUAAAACCAGAUUAUGAGAAUAUGGACACAGGAAGUGUCGUCGAGAAUUUUCUUGCCCCAAACCCUCGAAAUGCAAACGCUAGAGAUACAAAUAACGAGAAAGAGUGCGACGAGGCACCGUCUUUGAGGACUGCAAUAGGCUUUGAAAAUUUCAAGAGCGGUAAUAAAACUAAUCAAGCCGCCCCUUUCAGUUUCACUCCGGUCGGACAGUCAGACACCAAAUCACAUGUCGAUCAAGGUACGCUGCAGCAUCGCGUCAAGUACCACCCCGAUCAAACCUUGCAUCCCAUAGCCGAGAGUGGGGACUUUACCCAUCUCACGAAGGCUGGGGCCGUGCACAGUCACGACAAGUCUAUCGUCUCCGUGGCGAGUACCAGUGACUCAGAGGUCACGCCGGGAUGUUUCCAUAUUGGACACUGCUACAUUAAAGAUGAAGGGAGUAGUCGCUGGACGUGUGAACCAAGUGAGGCACUUAGUGAUCAUGUCACUAAAAGAGCCAUUUUUGUUCAAGAGGAAAAUAAACACAACAAGCAUAGAGCUGAAAAGCUCCCACAGUUUUGUGGGGAUGAGGAAAAUGUCAAAAUCGCCUAUCAAAAAAUCGAGGUUCAUCGAAAAGAGAACAGGCGCAACAAAUGUCAAGGUUAUCCGGUGAAAAAGUCCAAAAGCCUAAUUUCCGUGGGGCAGAUGGUGUCCGAGCUUACUUCUCAAUCUCAUCAAAAAUUCAAUCCGGGCCACUCCCCGGGAAACAAAACUUCCUCAAGAAAACACACCAAAGUCUGCAAAGUUAUUUACGUCAAACCCUCGCAUAGAGUCUGCCGACACGUGCGCGUCAACACGGCCCCAAGGCCUCAGCCACAACCGAUCUUUUUUAAGAUAUCAAAUGAUGACUUCCUGGAGAAUCGAAUGGUGGCCUACCACGAGCACGAGAAGAAAGAUGACUACGUCAAAUACUGCAAGCUGAGGAAAGUUAGGUGUCACAGGCACGAGCCCUACAAGAAGCAACUGGUCACCAGCAGCGGAAGCACAAGUCCUCCCAGCGGACAUAUAGCAUACCAUAAACGAAACAGGAAUAACUGCAGCCCAUCACGACGUGGACGUUUCGAGUUGGGGCCCAAAGUAGACCAGCAGUGUUUCGACGACCCACCACAGCAGCCACAGCACAACACUCAGAGCGACGAACCGUCUUCAGAGUCGUUCAAUAAUCUUCAGCCGAAUGAGCGAGAAAGUAACCAAAAAACAGAGAGUGAUGGUUUUACGACCCUGAGAUACAUCGAGACUGCAGACUCUUCCAGCGGCACAACACCCCUAGGGGUUUCUGAGGACAAUCCUGAAGAUGAUAAAGCUCACAGAGAAACUCAUUUCCCCCCAUACAUCGAUGGCAAAAAUAUGCUCAAGCCCAACACAGACGAUACAAGGAAGAAAUGGUUUUACGAUCUGGGAACAAAGGGAGGGAAUAUUUCAUCUUUCAUGGAGAAUAAUGAGAAUCCAGUAAAUAAUGAGAUAUGUUUGAAGACAGUGAAGAAAAGCACCGAGAAUUUGAGAGCUUUCUCAAAAAAGAAGGUGGUUGAUAUGCCUGAAAACAUUACGCAUACUUGCAUAAUAGACAAGAAAACUACAGCAGAAUGUAGUAGAAACAAUAAAAAACGCGCAGAUUGUGCUGGGGGAAAUCGAAUAACUAUAGGGCUCAAUGGGGGUUCCGGUAAUAGAAUAUCCAAUGGGCUUGAUGGGGACUCUAGCAAUCGAAAACCCUUAGGGCUUAAUUUGGACCCUAGCAAUCGAAUACCCAUAGGACUUGAUGGGGACUCUAGUUACUCGGAUCUCAAAACUGAGGAAAACAAUUCACAUUAUCUGUUUGGUCGGCCAAGAGAAAAACGCCAGCCGUCUAAAUCUCCACCCACUACCCAGAGUCACAUGACACAGACAGAAUCCUCAAACAUCCCCAUCAAUAUCGGAGUCCAGACAAGUCCCCGUCUAGAGAUUCGCCCUAGAAAAAUGCUGUUUCAGUACAAACGCAAAGGUUAUAACCCCUUCCCGAAAUCUUUGAGAGACAAAGCUAAGCUUACCAGAAAAUCGAAAGCUAUCAGAACCAAGUACCCUUGUAAGAAUGUCGUCGUUCAGGGUGACCACGACUUUUAUAAAAACCCGGUGGCCCAAUGGCUUCAGGAUCAUGCGUUUGUCAACUGGACUCACGUAGAGCAGAACUCACACGACAAGGGGCCGUACAAUGCGAUCCCCAGUCAUGAAACAACACGUUCACAAAGUUCUACGCUUGGAACGUCUGACUGGGCAAGCCACUCCCUCCAAUCGCAUAACGUAAUGCAAACAAUUACGAAAGGAAACAUCAAUGUCGACAUGAGACCUGGUUGGUCCUCUCAUAAAACGAAUUCUGCUGUUCCAAAUGUCCGCUCCAAAUAUGCAGGCAAUAGCGUGGAAGAGAUUCAAAAUGCAACCGAACACAUUGGAGAUUGUCCAGACCUUCCUAGCACCAAAGAAUUUAAAGAUAAGCCACUUGACUGCCAGACAAGAACGAACACCAUGUUUCAGUUUCGAGGAUUUUCCUUUGAUAAACGUCAUGAUCCAGCCCUUCGCAAUUUGGCCGACCCAACUGAAGCGAAAGCAGGGAUUCCAUGCCAUUCGUCUUCGGUACCCUGGUCUGAAAACAGUGAGGACAUCAAGGCCUCGAUGAAUAGAGCCCCCGACAGACCCUCAACAUCUUCAACUGUGCAUGUUAAUAAUACGAAAGAUGAGGCUAGCGAGACCAGCAUGACGUCAUCGAGACUAUCCGAGCUCCAGAAACUCUGCGUGAUCCGUCCGUUUUGGAAAAACGCAAACAUCGAUGAAAUUGACAGACGAGUGAAGAGGGCACUUAGACUGCGGGAAGAGCUGCAGAUGUCAAGGUCUGCUUGUGCUCAAAGAAGGGCGUCUGCGGGGGUGUCAAUUGUUGGGACGUCCUCCGUCACGGGUGCUGGGGAUGUAGACAACAACGCAAUUAUAUCUGGAGGAAUGAUGCCAGAGAUGACAGAGGAGACGGUUGCGCUAAGAGAUGAAGUCCUAUGUGAAGACCGCAAUGUCCCACUAACAACUGGUAACGAUGCCCACAGUUUUCAAAAGCGUUUCUUUAAAGCUUCGAAGGAAAAGACGCGUUUGACUAGCAUGUCCUCAAAUGGGAGAGAAAUCCCUUUACACGAUAAUAAAAAGAAAAGUCCAAACUCUAUACACACACCACUAAAUAAAGAUGAUAAAAAAGAAGGAGUCGGGACAUCAAUUUCAGCUGUUUGCAGGUUCACCAAUGUCGAUAAAGUUGGAAAGGUUGAAAAAAAUCAUAGGCUAGAACCAACGGUUCGCUUGGAGCGUAGCUUGUCCUUUCAUGAGGAUCCCGUCACUGAGAUUGAAAACAGGCCUGGGAAAGCCAACAGCGAGCACACGUCUUCCAGACCCAGCAACAGCAACAGCGCCCAGAACACGUUGAAGCGUGUAAGGACCAGGGACAAGAACUCUCCCCCAACAAAGAUAUCGAAGGUCGAAAACGCGCUGACCAGCACGCCUAAGCUUGUUGGGGAACUCGUCCAGAGCCUCCCUCAGGUACCACUGUUCUCGUUUGUGGAAUGGUUCAUUGAGACAUCAGACCCAAGCAACUUCGUCUUGUCGGAUCACUCGAGCAGUUCGUCGGGGAAAGACCGAGAGGAGAGAAUUUUCCGUGACGAGGUCAUGCGAACUGAGGAACUCGGCUGUUUAGUCAAGUACCACGGCCGAAAUUUAAAAUUGAACCAGGGCUCGUGUGUCGAAGGUAUGCCAGACACCCCUUCGACUGCAACGUUCGCAAUCUCUUCUCGGACAGCGGAGGAUCAGACGACGUACGAUUUUGAGUCCCUGACCCCAACAGAGGGUCUUUCGGUGGAGAAGCGAUAUGGGCACUUCGAUGUCAGGCUCGGCGAACAAACGCACCAACGAUCCAGAGAAGUUGAAGAUAACUCAGCUGUGUUACAUAAGUGUACAUUACAGUCAGGAGACACGGAGGAUGCAGCCCCGUUUCUGUCUAGGCAAGGGAGAGCAGCAAAUCUCGGAUCUGGUUACAAGUUCGGUGAGAACAAGGACAAUGUUCACACUCCGUUUAGAUUUUCGAUGUCAGAACAAAAUUCAACGUCUACGACGGACCCCUCUCAUUCCAAGUCAAGCACUCAGGAUACGCAUAAGACGUCAGAGUCCAGCGUAAAGACCCCAACUGUUCACCUCGCCUACGACAGCUAUUUGAACAAGAAGUUACACCACCCUGACAACGACACGACCAGCUCCGCCGGGACGAAGACGGGCGAUCUCAGCGACCUGUACAACAUUUACUGCAACAUUCGAGACAACGACGACCAGAAUGAAAGCUCCCCAAAAAGGGAGAGCGAGUGGCCUGUAGACAGCACCGAGGAGAGUGUCACCGAGGAGGUUUGCCCUGGAGUCAGACGGUCCCAAAUGAUGUUUUCAGACGACGCAAAAGACGAUGAUGCGGACCGCUGUGCGCCGGGCAUACGGCACAUUCUGAUGAAACUUCGACAGACGAAAGAUGAGGACGACGGGGGUGGUCCCCGACACGACCGCAUGAGGAUCACUUUGCGAAAAUCUUCCGACGUUACCGGAAUAAUAGCGAAAUUUCAAAACGAAAAUUCUUAAACUUUUUGAUUAAAAAUUGACACAUCUACAGUGGCAGACUCAUAAGCUGGUCACUGGCCAAUGUUCUGGUGGGAUGAUAUCUCCCAUCGCGCUGUGUCUGUUGAGAUCUUCAUCCCCUGAGCACAGUCACCGUUAUGUUAUUGUAAGACAUCAUUUGAUUAGAGCAGCGUGUUAUCGACUUUUGUGAUCAAGGACUCUCAUUAGGACGUGACAAUGACGGCCUGACAACGUACAUGAACUGUAAUAGAAAUGUGCUUUUUUAUUUAAUUCAUGCCUGAUAUCAUCUCCCUUACGAUUAACUGCCCGGGUGGUUGAGUUGGUACCUCUGGUAGCUCUGACAUGAGUGUUUGACUAGAGUCGGGUUUAAUUCGAUUAACGUGACUAAAAGUAAAAGCAAUUUUAAGUUUCCAUUUGACAAUAAAAUCAACAAAAAAACAACAACAAGAAGAAAGUUAAUGACACAGGGUGCUCUGGGC
Molecule: messenger RNA, 21009 nt
Organism: Lymnaea stagnalis (great pond snail)
Lineage: Eukaryota; Metazoa; Mollusca; Gastropoda; Lymnaeidae
Source: the annotation of a GenBank genome assembly